AAAUCUCUCUCUCACCCCUCACGUCUCCCUCUUUCUCUCCGGCUCUCUCACUCUUUCUCAUCCUCUCACCCAAAAACUUCACCAAUCACUUGAAACCCAUGAAAUCUAACCUUCAAUCCGUCUCCUACGCGUGAUUUGAGCCUUGGAAUCGCGUGGGUUUGUGCUAGAACUCGUUCUUGGAAGAUUUCGGAGCUUUGAAAGCUAGGGCUCGUUCAUUGAUCUCGUGUUUGAAGCUUCUAACCUUGAGGUAGGUUCCCCUUUCUUGUCAGCAGUAUGCUAGUGUUUGCUUUAUAGAAAAAAUUACAUUUACUACCGUAAACUCCGCUCCCCCUCAAAAGGUUGCAUAGGCUUCCAAUCUUGAUCUCUCUAGUCUGCAAACAACAGAAAAAACAUGGCUGCGACCUUGGUUGGAGGAGCAUUCCUCGGCGGUGCAUUUAAUGUGCUGCUCGACCGUUUGAGUUCCCCGGAGCUCAUCAAGUUCUUCCGGGGUCGAAAGCUUGACGAAAGUCUCCUCAAGAAGCUAGAGUUUAUGUUACUUGAACUUAAUAAGGUGCUCAACGACGCAGAGGAGAAGCAGAUCACUGACCGAGCCGUGAAAGCUUGGCUGGACGAGCUUAAAGAUGCUGUCUACCAUGCCGAGGACCUAGUGGAUGAGAUCGGUACUGAGGCCUUGCGGAGCAAGGUGGAAGCCGAGUACCCAAGAGGCAGACAAAGUUUACAAGAUUCUCUGAUCUCGACAUUCACUGGGUUAUUCGACCGUGGUGGUAUGAAAUCCAAAUUAGAGAAAAUGAUUGGCAUGUUAGACCAUUUCGUGAAAGCUAAAGAUGUACUUGGUUUGAGAGAAGUUGCUGGACGAAACUGGUCCCAAACCAGGGUGCCAACAACUUCUUUGGUGGAUGAAUCCUGUGUUUAUGGACGGGAGAAUGACAAGGAAGCGAUAAUGAAAUUGUUGCUCUCUGAUGGAGAAAGUAGUAAUAAGAUUGAUGUGAUUCCGAUUGUUGGGAUGGGUGGGAUGGGCAAGACCACCCUUGCUCAACUUUUGUACAACGAUGGCAGAUUGGAUGGGCACUUUGUUAAGAAAGCAUGGGUAUGUGUCUCUGACGUAUUUGUUGUUGAAUUUGUCACACGAACAAUUGUCGAGGCAAUCGAUGGGUCGAGUUUGGGCGCAAGGGACCUAAACUCACUUCAGGUCAAGCUAAAGGAAUCAUUGAGUGGGAAAAAGUUUCUCAUUGUCUUAGAUGAUGUUUGGAACGAGAACUAUGACAAUUGGAACGCCUUGAUGACUCCUUUCAGAUUUGGAGCACACGGGAGUAAGAUUAUCGUUACAACGCGCAAUGAGAGUGUUGCCUCUAUCAUGCAAACAGUUCCUAUUCAUGGUUUGCAAAAAUUGCCAGAGGAAGAUUGUUGGAAAUUGUUUUCCAAACAUGCAUUUGAGAAGGGAGAUUGCAAUGCUCAUUCUAACCUUGAAAGGAUUGGUAAGGAUAUAGUGAGAAAAUGUAACGGUUUGCCUUUAGCUGUAAAAACAUUGGGUGGUCUUUUGCGCUCCCAAAGAGAUCCUAAGGAUUGGGAGAACAUACUGGAAAGUGCCAUAUGGGAGUUAUCAGAGGAGAAGAGCAAUAUCCUUCCAGCGUUAAGAUUGAGCUAUCAUUAUCUCCCCUCGCAUUUAAAAAGAUGUUUUGCUUGCUGUUCCAUAAUUUUUAAGGACUAUGUAUUCGGCAUGAAGGAAUUAGUCUCAAUUUGGAUAGCUGAAGGUUUUCUGGAGAAGCCCAAGAAUGAUAAGACAGUGGAAGAAGAAGGUUAUGAGUGCUUCCGUGAAUUGCUUUCAAGGUCAUUUUUUCAAAGAGCAAAUGGUAAUGCUUCUUCGUAUGUCAUGCAUGAUCUUGUUCAUGAUUUAGCUCAAUAUGUGAUGGGAGAUUUCUGUGAUAGGCUAGAGGAUGGCAAUCCACACAGUAUUGCUGGAAAAGUGCGUUAUUUCUCAUUUGCUCAAAGUGAAUUUGAUAGCUUUGAGAAGUUCAAGGAAAUAAAGGAGGCUAAGUGUUUAAGAACUUUCCUACCAUUAAAGCAGCGUAAACAUCAUGGCGACAGGUGUUUGAGCAAAAAGGUUGUGGAUGAGAUUUUGCCGGGAUUGACACGGUUACGGUUGAUGUCACUAUCGAAAUAUGGGAUUAAUGAAUUGCCUUAUUCAAUUGGCAAUUUGAUACAUCUACGCUUUUUGGACCUCACUCGCACCAAAAUCAGAGAGUUGCCGGAAUCAAUUUGUAAGUUGUAUAAUUUAGAAACAUUGUUGUUAUUUAAAUGUGAUCUUCUUACAACAUUACCGGCAGAUCUUGUAAAACUGAUUUCACUGCGUCAUCUUGAUUUAAGGAGAACAAACUUAAAAGAGAUGCCAAUGAAUAUAAGUAAGUUGAAAAAUCUCCAACAAUUAACUAAUUUUGUAGUAGGAAAGUGCACAAGUAUUAAUGAGUUAGGAGAGUUCCAUUGCCUUCGAGGAAAAAUCUCCAUCUCAAGAUUGCAAAAUGUAAAGAGCGGCCAUGAUGCAUUGGAAGCAAAGAUGAGUGAGAAAAAACAUCUUGAAAAGCUAGCGUUGGAAUGGGAUAGCACUACAGAGGAUUCACAGAAUGCAAGAGAUGUACUUGGAAAGCUAGAGCCUCAUACAAAUUUGAAGCACCUUGAGAUUAAGAACUAUGGAGGCACAAGAUUUCCUACGUGGUUAGGAGAUCAAUCGUUUUGCAAUAUGGUGUCGUUAUGUUUGGUGAAUUGCGAGAAUUGCUUUUUCUUGCCCCCACUUGGUCAAAUGCCCUCAUUGAAAGAGCUUAGCAUUGAAAGGAUGCGGGGAAUAACAAGCGUGGGUCGUGAAUUUUAUGGAGAGAGUGGUUCUUUAAGAAAACCGUUUCAAUCUCUUGAGACUCUACAUUUUGAGAAAAUGUCAGAGUGGGUGGAUUGGUGUAUAUUAGAUGCUGGAGAGUUCUCUCAGCUUCAAAAGCUUGAGGUUAUCGAGUGUCCCAAGCUGUUCGAACACUUACCGACAAAUUUGCCUUCUCUAGUGGUCCUUGGCAUAGAAGAUUGCCCAGAGCUUGUGUCUUCACUUCCGGAUACUACUUCUUUACGCGAGCUAUCGUUGAUCGAAUGCCAAGGGAUGCAGUUGGAGUGGCAAGGGGUGCCUUCGGUUGAAAAGCUGUACAUUUCAAGCUUCAAAAGUUUGAAGGAAUUUGGAAGCGAGCUGAUAACUCUAAAAAAUCUGAAGAAGCUAACUGUAGACAAAUGUCCAAGUCUAUUAUAUUUCCCACUAGGUUUAUUCCCGCAGCUUCAGUCUCUAGAAAUUAAGGAUUGUGUAAAUUUUGAGACCCUGUUGAUUCCAGACGGGAUUGAGCUCAAUUUGACAUCACUUUCCAUUUAUGAUUGCAAUAAUAUGUUAUCUUUUCCCUGCGGAGGAUUACCUGCUCCAAAUCUGUCUUCUUUAAGUCUCCUUUGUUGCGAGAAGCUGAAGGAUCUGCCAGAGCAAAUGCACACCCUCCUCCCAUCUCUAGGGCACUUAGUGUUACGUGAUUGUCCAGAAAUUGAGUCCUUUCCGGAAGGGGGUCUGCCUUCCAGAUUAGAUUUUCUUUAUAUCAACGAUUGCAAGAAACUUGUUGGUGGCCGAAGAGAUUGGGGUUUGCAAACACUACCCUCCCUCGGAACACUUUGUCUGUACGGUGAAUCUGAAGAUGCGUUGGAGUCGUUCCCCGAAGAGGGGCUGCUGCCCUCCACUCUUAAACAUCUCACACUCGGAUAUAUGCCGAAUCUCGAAUCACUCAACAAAAGGGGCCUUGAACAUCUUGGCUCUCUCGAAACCAUGUAUAUUAGAAAUUGCCCUCAGCUCCAAUCCUUGCCCGAAGAGGGGCUUCCCACUUCCCUCAUUCGGCUGUCUAUUUGGUACUGUCCAAUGCUGAAACCUCGUUGCCGCAUGGAAGGAGAGGUCUGGCAUAAGAUUGCUCACAUCCCUCUUAUAGAAAUCGAUGGUGAAGUAAUGGGUGAAUAAGUCUAUCCACGACACGCUGCCAGGGGAAACCAAAGCUUCCCACUCAGGUUGGUAUUCUACGUAGCACAAGCUCUUGCAGAAUCACAAGAUCUCAAUCAUGGCUGUUAUUGAUAAGAACUUUUGGUCCGGUUGCAUUGAAUGGCUUCUAAAAGCAGACGGAUGUUGGGUGGCCAAAAUUGCAUGAGAAGCGAUGGCAAAUCAUCUAGGCCAUAUUUGGAUUAUGACUUUGUGAAGGAAAGCACUCGUAUCGCUUUGGCAUUACAUGAUUGUGAUCAAACCAGUUUUCAGUGUGUGACAUGGAGGAAAUGAAGUUAGGUAUAUAAGUUCGAGCCUUCGUCAAAAAAAAACAAAAAAAAAGUCCGAGCCCUGAGGUCCUGCCACCUUUAUCUCUUUGUCUCUUCACGAAGUCAAGCAACAAUUUUCUCGGAUUUCUGCUUUUUUAUCAAUCCAAUUUUCUAUGAGCUGGAGUGCAAUUGUAAUGGGCGUACUCUCUUUUGAUUUUAAUUUUUUUUGCUGCAAUUAUGUUGUAGCCAAGUUGUAGCCCCUAUUGGCAUGUUAAUGUUCUAUACAGUUCUUACUUGCUUUAUAUAUGAGAAAAGAGGAUAACCAAAUUAGUAAUCCUAAAAAGAAA
This is a messenger RNA of Rhododendron vialii, 4649 nucleotides long. Its product is annotated as putative disease resistance protein At3g14460. The record is from RefSeq and is a predicted model, not a curated record. Lineage: Eukaryota; Viridiplantae; Streptophyta; Magnoliopsida; Ericales; Ericaceae. Gene Ontology annotation, biological process: defense response to other organism. The transcript is spliced from 2 exons. The coding region runs from base 392 to 4018 and encodes 1208 amino acids. Gene Ontology annotation, molecular function: ADP binding.